AUGGGUGUCAAUGUCAAAUCUGUUGUUGAUGACUUGGUUUUGAAUUUUCGCAUAGAUGAUCAAGGCGAAGUUUUGAGCAUUAAGUUUUCUGAGGAUAACAAAAUCUUGGGAAUUCAGCGGACUCAUCGAUCAGUUGACUUUUUAAAUUUUCAAGCCAAUUGCCCCAGGGGUGUACAGUAUUCUCAAGAAUGCAAGAAUAAAUCAGCAACGCUUCUGGGAUUUGUGUGGUGUUCCAACUAUGAGGUCCUUUUUGUCACAAACGAACAACUGGAGUUAUAUCAAGUAUUACCUGAGAAGAAUACUCUACGCAUACAUAGUUAUUUGCCUCUCAACACUUGCUGGUUUUUAUGGAACCCAGAGACACAUAUUUGUAUCACUUCAGACGAAGAGAAAAAACUACAUAUGUUUCAACUGAAGACACCCGGCACAAUCACAAAAGGACCAAAGUUCCUGUCUCCUACAUCGGUAGGGGCCAAUGGUGAUACCAUAUCGAUUGAACAGAAACACUGUUUUUUAGCUUUAUUAUAUGAGGAUUUGUACUUUGGUACUCUUCGCUACGUAAAGCUACAUAACGAACCAAAUCUUACCCGAACUAUUAGUUUCUAUACUUUAAAAAUAGAAGAUCCCAUCGUAUUGACACACCUCGUAAUUUUAGAUUUUCAGGGUCCUGUGUCAUUCAGUGUAUUGGAUAACCUGUUCAUGGUACACUAUCAGAGCAGAAAGGUUACGUCAGUUUUUGAUAUCGCCCUUAAUGGAAGCGUUCGCAAUGUAAUUCAUCAUUCACCUAUAUUACGUGAUAUUUCGAUUGCACCAUUCAGUCUUUUCACUAAAAUCAUUCCCUCAUUAUCAACAAACUUGGAUGCUCAAAUUCCUAUCGAUUUAUAUUCAAUGAAUUGGAUUAUUCAUCUGUGCGGUGUUGUAAUUGACAACAGUCUCGGUUGCUCAUGGCUGUUAUGCUUGAAUACUAUGGUUUUUCCAAAACUAAUUGCUAACCACAACCUAGUUGUGGAUUUUCUACUUCAUCGAUCCAGUGGCAAAAGUGUACUGUUAGAGUACUGCUCUAAAUUGGUGUUAGACAGUAUUGAAGAGGUUACUUCCAAUGUUGACAAACCUCUGAACUACAAAUUCGAUGGAUAUGGGUUGAAUCAACGACUAGAUCAGUUUGCGUUCGUCUUUAAACGGAUUUGUGAAGUGGGCUACUGUGGGACAAACGUCAUGAGUAAAUUGCUCACUGAUUCUGAUCGUAAAAUGCCAAGUGCUUCGGAAGCAUCAUGCCAUUGUUCUAUAGUUAAGACAAUAUCCAAAGGCGUACAUGCGGGUUCGUCAACCUACAUCAUUUCCCAACCUGAAAUAUAUUCACAUUUAUUUUUAAAGAACCAAGGUGUUGAGAGACUAGAAGUCCGUAAAUUGUUUCGCUCUAUACUGAUUGAAUAUAUUCGCAUAUUUUCAGAGCACGACAUUUGUGUAGAUCAUUGUUUCUACGAAAUGCUCGUCAACCUCACCGCCAGAGUGGGAGAUUAUACACAACUCAGUUUUUAUAUUCAAAGUCGUCUACUUGCUGAUUCAAAGCCUACCGCACUUCAACUGCUUUCUUUGGAAAGUGUGUAUCCCGCAGCAGGACAACUUGGUAUUGAUAUGCUAAAGAGAUUGAAUACAUGCAACACUGAAUUGUUCGAUGCAUUACUGAUAAAAGGACGGCCAUUAGAGGCGUUAAGAUUUGCUAGGCUGCAUCGCUCAGAAAAUGUCAUUGACAUGGAGAAUGUUCGCAAUUAUUUGGAUGCUAUUCAACAAAUCGAAGAUUAUAUGGAAUUAUAUUGUACUCACCAUUUUCUUAAAGAAAGUUCAAUGUGUAUGGAGUCUUAUUGGGACUCAGAUGAAUGCCGUAAAUAUUGUACCGAACACUUUAGUGACCUGUUUCCGUCCGCUUAA
Schistosoma mattheei is the source of this 1929-nucleotide messenger RNA. Lineage: Eukaryota; Metazoa; Platyhelminthes; Trematoda; Strigeidida; Schistosomatidae. The record is from the annotation of a GenBank genome assembly.